UGCCCUACGCGGCUUCCGUCCGAGCUCACAUGCGACAACAGAAGGUCAGACAUGGCAGCUUGUGCGGUAGGGCUGGACAAAUUUAUGUUUUCGCUGAGGCUAUUACGGAACCUCCGGCUCCAGAAUGAACGGUUCAUAUCCACAUCUGUGUGUCGUCUUGCUGCGGGAAGCAGCGAGGAGCCACCAAAGUUCAUCCCUCCAUCCAAACCUAUCAUCGUGGAUAAAACACAGACUGCGGUGUCUCAGCGGAAGGUGCUGAGCCCAGAGUUCCUCCCUCCUAGACAGAGAACAGACCCUUUUAAAUUCUUCAUGGAGAGGAAAGACAUGAUCCGCCGGAGGAAGGUGCUCGAUAUCCCUGAAUUCUAUGUUGGGAGCAUCCUGGCCGUGACCAUGGCCGACCCCAACGCCAGUGGGAAAACUAACCGCUUUGUUGGCAUCUGUAUCCAGAGGGGUGGGAAGGGGCUGGGAGCCACAUUUAUCCUGAGGAACAUCAUUGAUGGCCAAGGUGUGGAGAUCUGCUACGAGAUCUACAGCCCCCGUAUCCAGCGGAUUGAAGUGCUGAAGCUGGAGAAGAGGCUGGACGAUAACCUAAUGUAUCUGAGAGACGCUCUGAGCGAGUACAGCACCGUGGACCCGGACAUGAAGCCGGUGCCCAUUCCCAUCACUGGAGAGGUGCCUGUCAAUAAGGUCAAGGUAAAGAUGCGGCCAAAGCCGUGGUCCAAACGCUGGGAACGACCCAAGUUCAACAUCCAAGGCAUCCGCUUCGACCUGGCCCUGACCCCGGAGCAGAUGGAGCACGCCCAGAAGUGGGCACAGCCUUGGCAGGAGUACGACAUGCUGAAGGAGUACGACACGUCCGAACUGGAGGUGAAGAUCCUCGACGAGGUCCAGAAGGAGAUGAGCAAGUGAGGACGAUCCUCCUGAAAUGCAAACGUUCGUCAAGUUUACCAUCAACAGACUUUUUCAGGAACAGGAAAGACUGAAAUAUGAGGAUUGGAAGGACAUGGAACAAUCCAAAUGGUUUACUCCAGAUACACCAGUGUAGGCGCGGAGGAGCCAAGAUGGAAGCUGGUGUCGUCGUCUGAGGAGUCAUGUCUGCUUCUGUUUGUCUUGUCAGUGUCACGGGCCUUAGCUAUGACAUCCAUGAAGCUGUUUCUAUAAUAAAAGCUAUUAAACCUUCCAA
Molecule: messenger RNA, 1183 nt
Organism: Epinephelus fuscoguttatus (brown-marbled grouper)
Lineage: Eukaryota; Metazoa; Chordata; Actinopteri; Perciformes; Serranidae
Gene: mrpl19
Product: mitochondrial ribosomal protein L19
Exons: 6
Coding region: 52-909 (285 amino acids)
Biological process (GO): translation
Cellular component (GO): mitochondrial large ribosomal subunit; ribosome
Molecular function (GO): structural constituent of ribosome
Source: RefSeq, a predicted model, not a curated record